Molecule: messenger RNA, 1140 nt
Organism: Athalia rosae (coleseed sawfly)
Lineage: Eukaryota; Metazoa; Arthropoda; Insecta; Hymenoptera; Athaliidae
Gene: Arv1
Product: protein ARV1
Exons: 4
Coding region: 188-937 (249 amino acids)
Biological process (GO): regulation of plasma membrane sterol distribution; intracellular sterol transport; sterol metabolic process
Cellular component (GO): cortical endoplasmic reticulum; Golgi apparatus
Source: RefSeq, a predicted model, not a curated record
AACUUGAAUAUGCACGCUUAUGCUUUAAAAAUAUCAUUAUUUAUUGCGCCCAACGGCUAGCCGCAAAUUGAAGAUUUGAGGAAAAGAAAUGUAUUGUAGGUGUGGUAUUGUUUGCAUAUCACCUAAAUUAUUCUAAUUGACGUGAAAAAUAUCAAUGAAGUGACAAGCGAGGAUUGAGAUAAGUAGGAUGUAUACUUGCAUAAAAUGUGGAGCAGAGGUGGAUGAAUUAUACCGGAGAUACAGUCCAAGUGUUUUGAAGGUUUUAAAAUGUGAUAAGUGCGAUAGCAUUGCUGACAAAUACAUAGAGUAUGAUCCAGUGAUUCUUUUAGUUGACUUGGUUUUAUUGAAUAAGUCAGCCUACAGACAUUUACUGUAUAAUAGUGGUUUCAAGUCUUAUUGGAAAUUAAUAGUCGUCCUCCUUCUAGGAGAAUCAUUCAGAAUUUGGUCAUCGUCUGCAACUAAAGAUUCUUUUCAGUUGCCAGAAGUGCACCAAGCUGACAAUGAUGUGUUCGAAAGAGAAGGGAGCUUUUAUGUAAUACUCUUACAUACGACUCUCUCUCUCGGCGCAUUUGUUUGCGCAGUAAUUGGAGUGACUGAAUUACGAUGGAUAAUCUUAGGUGGUAAACCCAAAAAAUACAGGGCACUUGAUUUGGGGAGGGCAUUGACAGUUGGUGGUUGUGCCAAGUUACUUGCUUUGCUCGAUAUGGUUUGGGGCCACAUCUCACCCCAUCAUCACUAUGCAUUGAUACAUGGAUAUACCGUGCUGUGCCUUCUAACUGCAUAUUCAGUGGUCUGUGAAAGUGGGCGAAGCGGUUCGCUGGUAGGGUUGGCUGGGGGACUGUUCGCAUAUGGCUAUGUUGCCAGCAACAUUGUGGGGAUACAUCCAGCAUUAAUCAAUUAUGACAAUGCUACAGUGGUGAAGGUCUUGGCGCAAUAGACACUGGGAAGAUAUAUUAUCAGACAUCUUUAAUAGGAAGAACGCUCCAGCCCAAGACCAGUCGGUCAAAGCCGCAAGAAAACAAGUUGCAGAUCCCCCCAUCUUCUGCCCAAGCAACCGAACAAACCAUUCUUCUGUGCCCCUGCAAAGACGAGAAAUGUAAGUUUGUCAAUGGGAAAGUAAUAAAAAUUAAUAUAUUGCUA